Messenger RNA from Sinocyclocheilus grahami, 1216 nucleotides. Its product is annotated as alpha-2-HS-glycoprotein-like. Bases 1 to 1119 code for a protein of 372 amino acids. The transcript is spliced from 8 exons. Lineage: Eukaryota; Metazoa; Chordata; Actinopteri; Cypriniformes; Cyprinidae. The record is from RefSeq and is a predicted model, not a curated record. Gene Ontology annotation, molecular function: cysteine-type endopeptidase inhibitor activity. Gene Ontology annotation, cellular component: extracellular region; blood microparticle; extracellular matrix. Gene Ontology annotation, biological process: negative regulation of endopeptidase activity.
AUGUGGGAUGAUUUCACGUGCAGCUGCCCACCCAAUACAGCGGGACAGCGCUGUGAGGAGGUCAGGUGGUGCGAGCUGUCCCCAUGUCCGUCCACUGCCGAGUGUCAAGCCCACGCUCAGGGCUUUGAAUGUCAAUUCCCUAAACUUCCUGUGUCUUUCUGCGGGAACGAGAGAUGGAACUACAGUUGCUUCAAUGGUGGGAAUUGCUCUUCUGUAGAGGAUAAUUGUGACUGUCUACCUGGAUUCACUGGACAGCGUACAGUGUAUAUAUAUAUACAGCAAACCAAACUCAGUCAUCUUCUGUCCGCACAUUGGCUUCAGGUUAUCAGGUUGUUGUUCAGCAUGCAGCUCUGCACUACGCUCACAGUUCUCGGGCUCCUGGUAACAGGGUCACAGGCGCAGGGGUUGAUGCCCACCAUCAGCUUGCCCCCCUGUGAUUCCCCUGAGGCUGAAGCAGCUGCUCUGGUGGCACAGGGAUUCCUCAACACUCAGCACACACACGGUUACAAAUAUGUCCUAAAUCAAAUUGACGAAAUCAAGAUCGUCUCCGGGCCACUUCAAGCAGACACGUACCAUUUGGAGCUAGAUUUUCUUGAAACUACGUGUCAUGUCUUGGAUCCAACACCUGUGAGCCUUUGUCCAGUCAGACAAAAAAUUAAUACGGCAGUUGAGGCCGAUUGUGAUUUUGUACUGGCAAAUACAACUCAAGGUCUGUCUGUUGUGGCAUUCAAGUGUAAAACUGAGACAGAAUCAGAAGGUGGAUGCGGAGGCUGCCUUCAACUCGUUCCAUUAAAUGACACCGAUGGCCUCCAACUCAUUGAAACCUCUUUAGAUCAUUUCAAUAAAAAUAAUCCUCUAAACACAAAGUUUGCACUACUUGAAAUUGGACGCAUGGAAUCCCAGAUUGUCAGUGGCGGACCCAGGUACUUUGCAGAAUAUGCCAUUAUUGGGACUAACUGCACAAGUCAAGAUGAUGAUAUAUGCAUCCCUCAGAAUCAUACUGUUGCUAUUCAUGGACUAUGUCUAGCUGAAGGUUCUGCCAAUCGUGUUAACUGCAAAAUCUUUGCCCCAGUAAAUACCACUUUGUUACUUCACAUUAAUGCAAUACAAUUAUUGUAAAUAUAGAAAAUUUAAUGGCUGCCUUUAAAGGGUCAAGAAACCCCCGUUUCAGCACUGGUUAUUUCUCACCACAGUUUUAAAAAAAUGUUUAAAAAAG